ACAAUUCCCAGAGACUUGACUUCGCGGCUUUUCUCUCUGUGUUCUGUCUCUCUUGGAGCUGGCUAGGCCAGUAGGCCCACAGCGACGACGUGGUCUGUGGUGUCCAGUGUCAGGGUGUACUCUUCUGCGAGUUUUCUGUUCUUUCAGCCACUUUUGACGGACAGGCCGUCGCAGCUGGCCUGAGCAGUGACCUGGCGGGCCGCGCCUGCGCCCUGCCGCGUUUCCUGCCUGGCUGGUGGCGGCGGCCAUUUUGUUCGUUCUCCUCCUCCUCCUGCUCCUCCUGGUUGGAGCUCAGUGUCCGGAGCGGGCUGGGGGGAGCGGACCGGAGAGCUGGGUUCGGUACCUUUUCCUCUGUCCCCAGCCGGAGCCCGGAGCCCCCCUCCCCUUCCUUCCCACCCCCUCCCCUCCCCAACCCUGCCCUCCCCCUUGUCCCGGGAUCACUCCGUCGCACCCACCAUGAUGGAAGACGACGGACAGCCCCGGACUCUAUACGUAGGUAACCUCUCCAGAGAUGUGACAGAAGUCCUUAUACUCCAGUUAUUCAGUCAGAUCGGACCCUGUAAAAGCUGUAAAAUGAUAACAGAGCAACCCGAUAGCAGAAGGGUCAACUCUUCUGUUGGAUUUUCUGUUUUGCAGCAUACAAGCAAUGACCCAUAUUGCUUUGUGGAAUUUUAUGAACACAGAGAUGCAGCUGCUGCAUUAGCUGCUAUGAAUGGGAGAAAAAUUUUGGGAAAGGAGGUCAAAGUAAACUGGGCAACAACACCAAGUAGCCAGAAAAAAGACACUUCCAAUCACUUCCAUGUGUUUGUUGGGGAUUUGAGUCCAGAAAUUACAACAGAAGAUAUCAAAUCAGCAUUUGCCCCCUUUGGUAAAAUAUCGGAUGCCCGGGUAGUUAAAGACAUGGCAACUGGAAAGUCCAAAGGCUAUGGUUUUGUAUCUUUUUAUAACAAACUGGAUGCAGAAAAUGCAAUUGUGCAUAUGGGGGGUCAGUGGUUGGGAGGUCGACAGAUCAGAACCAAUUGGGCCACACGUAAACCACCUGCCCCUAAAAGUACACAAGAAACUAACACUAAGCAGUUGAGAUUUGAAGAUGUAGUAAACCAGUCAAGUCCAAAAAAUUGCACUGUGUACUGUGGAGGAAUUGCUUCUGGGUUGACAGAUCAGCUUAUGAGACAAACAUUUUCACCAUUUGGACAAAUUAUGGAAAUUAGAGUUUUUCCUGAGAAGGGCUAUUCAUUUGUCAGAUUUUCAACUCACGAAAGUGCAGCCCAUGCCAUUGUUUCUGUGAAUGGUACUACAAUCGAAGGACAUGUGGUUAAAUGCUAUUGGGGUAAAGAAUCUCCUGAUAUGACUAAAAACUUCCAACAGGUUGACUACAGUCAGUGGGGCCAGUGGAGCCAAGUGUAUGGAAACCCACAACAGUAUGGGCAGUAUAUGGCUAAUGGGUGGCAAGUGCCUCCCUAUGGAGUAUAUGGACAGCCAUGGAACCAACAAGGAUUUGGAGUAGAUCAAUCACCUUCUGCUGCUUGGAUGGGUGGAUUUGGUGCUCAGCCUCCUCAAGGACAAGCUCCUCCUCCUGUAAUACCUCCUCCAAAUCAAGCUGGGUAUGGAAUGGCAAGCUUCCCAACACAGUGAGCUGGGACUCUAAACACAGUUGUAACUCACCAUAAGCUGCAGUUUCCUGUGACAUUCUGAAGACAUGAAAAGUAAACAUCGGAAAGUGAAAAUAUUUAUUUUAAAGAUUGAAAUGUUUGGAACCUUUAGCACAGCCUUGCUUGGUGAAGGACACGUGUCUUCUAGUUCUGCCUUUUUAAGGUUUUGUUCAUGAUGGAUAUGAACAUGAUUUUUCUUUGUGUACAAAACAAAAAUAAAGUCAAUAAAGACAAUUCUGACUAUAAAUUUUGAUAUAAUAGGAGAAAUGGGUAAUACGUUUUGAUUCUUAGACACUAUUCCGUUUUUAUCUUGCUGUUCAGUAUUUUAACUCACUGUGUUUUUAAAAGUGCAAAAAAGGGAGUAUCGUGAAACUGAGAAUCACAUCAGUUCGUCCUGAAUUCUGAUACUCCCCUCCCAUCCCUGAGGUGGACCACAUUGAAGUCAGCAGGCAAAGUGUGAUUUCAGAAGAAAUACAUGAUAUGGGAAUCGCUGUGGAAGAAAUACUUAUUUCUCUCUCUGUUAAAGAAACGAAAGCCAGACUGGAAGCUUGCAGCCUAAAUAAGGAACAGCGUCUUGAGCGAGUGUUGGUGUCCACAGUAAUACAUAUUUUUAAAACUUUCAAAGUGUUGGUUAUCAAAAAUGUAGUAUAUUACAUUUCAUUUUGGGGCAAAAUUCCAAGUAUGGUGUUUAUAUUAAAGUCAGACAGUCAUACUUGUCUUUUACAUGGAGUUCAAAUGAUAAACAUUGUAAAUAUUGAAUAACUACAGUGUUUCAAAAGCAUGCUUCAACAUAGAAGUAGCAGCAAUGUAAUUAUUCGAGGUGACAAGUAACACAGUCUCACUGCAGUGAGUGCAGUGCUCAGUAACAAUGUUUAAGGGACAUUUUCAAGUUGGCCAUGUAAAAUUAAAAUGACACAAACGACUACACAGAAGAAGCCUUAAUUUAAUUUCAUACGAUCUUUGAUGCAUUAGUGUAUUCUAAAUUGUAAGUGGAAGUAAGUUAGAUUUGGGCUUUUGUUUUUUUUUUUCUUUAUUUGGUACAAAAUUAUUUGAUUAAAACCCAGUGAUAUGAUUUCAAGUUUCCUAUAAGUUGUAUAGCACAAUUUUUUUUUUUUAAAUCUUGAGAUGUUUUUAAAAAUUAGAUACAUUUUGCCCAAGAAUUUUUUUUAACAAGAUUGCUAAAAUAUCUUAUUUAGACAGCUUGAUGUACCAAUUUAUAAUUGGAUAUUCAAUUUAAGUCAUACACAAAGUUGUGACUUUUAUUUCUAAUUUGUUCUUUUUCCCUGUGGGGAGUGUGUGGGUGACAAGCCUGAACAGGCCUGAGUUGUAUGUGUGCAGUUUGUAAAUGAAUCUGUUGGGAAGAUGCGGGAGUUCGGGUGUGCUCCCACAGCGUUUUUCAGUCUGUGUGGAUACAGUCUGCCUCAUAUUUCUAUAACACAGGAAUGUCAAAUAGGUACAAUCCUAUGUGUUUCAAUUGUGACAGCUAGGGGGUGCAGAUGUUCUGGCAGUGUAUUAACCUGUUGGCCCGUGUGUGCACAAGCGCGAACAACCCCUAACAGUUCAGUGGGAAGGUGGGUAAGAUGCAGCUGGUGUCCGAACUCAGCCAUUGGAGUCUAAAGAUUAAGAUAAUGUGGUUUUAUAUAUUGAUGACCACAAAAAUUCAGGUGUUUAUUUCCUCCUUCACUUAGGAAUACAGCCAAAUGUAUUCAGCAUAAAAAUUUACAGGGUCUGAAGUUUAUUUUUGAGCCAAAAUCUUAUGUACCUUAGUUUUUUUUUCAGACCACAAUGGCCCUGUGUUAUACUCAUUUAUCACUAAAUAUACCCCCUUCUUUUGAUCAUCCUACCUUUGGGGGAUGAUCUGGAAAAGGUACUUUAUAUUUUAUAAGAAGAAAACAAGAAGUUGUAUUCUGCCCCUGAGUUAAGAUUUUCAUUAACCGUUGUGAAACUCAAACAUCCUAAAGAUUUUCUAAGUCGAUAAAUUGAUAAGAGCUUAUUAAAUUAAAAUUUCAGUUUGCCUUUUUUUCCCCUCUGCCAGUAAAUGAAGUGGCUUAUUGAGAUAACCAAUGGCUAACUCUAGCUGUAGUCUUUUCUGUUAUAUAGUCUAUGAUUUAGUAAAAUUAUCCAGAGUAGUUACAUUGCCAUAGUGAGCAUGUGACUGACACGUCUUUUGUCUUAAUUUGGAUGAGAAAAGAGGGUUUCCUGAUAAGUCAGUCACAGUCGCUUCACAGCACAUAGUUUUAAGAUAGAAAGGGACACGUCCAAACGAAGUACACCAUUCUAGAGAGUACAGAGAUGAAGCUUAACACGGGUGCAGACUGUCUUCUACUUGGGUUGGAGGCCGUGCCGUCUUAGUCCACUUUAAGCCUAAGAACUGUUGCCUUUUCCUUCCUGUGUUCAUUAAGAACAGCAGAGACUCUUUGGCAUGCAAGGAAAUGUCUCUUCAUAGUUUCUUGAGAUUUAUCUUGGUGUGUUUCUGCCUGCCAUGUCUGUGCUUGAACCCUUCUACUCGCAUUUCCCCGGUGCCAGUCCGUCUGGUCUUCAUGUGUGCCGGCAGUGAGAGGCCUUCUAAAGCCAAAGCUGUAAACCACAGUUGAAGUAAGUCUGUCAAUAAAGACGAGACUAUGUAAGUGGC
This is a messenger RNA of Peromyscus californicus insignis, 4284 nucleotides long. RefSeq names its product TIA1 cytotoxic granule associated RNA binding protein like 1 (gene Tial1). The record is from RefSeq and is a predicted model, not a curated record. NCBI's taxonomy places the organism in Eukaryota, Metazoa, Chordata, Mammalia, Rodentia, Cricetidae. The transcript has 12 exons. The coding region runs from base 457 to 1635 and encodes 392 amino acids. Gene Ontology annotation, molecular function: mRNA binding; DNA binding. Gene Ontology annotation, cellular component: cytosol.